Messenger RNA from Momordica charantia (bitter melon), 769 nucleotides. The record is from RefSeq and is a predicted model, not a curated record. NCBI's taxonomy places the organism in Eukaryota, Viridiplantae, Streptophyta, Magnoliopsida, Cucurbitales, Cucurbitaceae.
AUAUAUGGUGUUGGUGGAAGCUAAGUGGGAGUUUGAAGGUUUGAAGUUUGACGUUUGAAUUAGGGCUCCGAUUGGAAAACAAAUGCAUGGGAAGAGAACGGUAUGUUCGGAUGAUGAAUCGGAGGAAGAGAAGGCGUUGUUUCCGAUGUACUCGGCUAGAUCUCAACACGACAUGUCGGCCAUGGUGUGUGCCCUAGCUGAAGUCAUCAAAUCCAACCGAACCCCUUCAGAUCAUACAACUUCACAACCGCAACCACCACAACCGCAGCCACAUGAAGAUAAUGAUCAACAAGGUAGCGGCGGAAGCUGCAGCAGAAGAAGACACUAUCGUGGAGUAAGGCAGAGACCGUGGGGCAAGUGGGCGGCCGAGAUCCGUGAUCCGAAAAAGGCAGCUAGAGUUUGGCUGGGGACUUUCGACACUGCCGAGGCUGCCGCACUUGCUUACGACCAAGCUGCCCUCAGCUUCAAAGGAACCAAAGCAAAGCUCAAUUUCCCAGAGAGGCUUCAGCCUCAGCCUCACAACUUCUUCUUCAACGCUCCUCCUCCUCACCCUCACAACCUCUUCUUCAACGCUCCUCCUCCCACUUUUAAUUCUUCUCAUCAGGAUCACGAACAGGAACAGGAACAAGAUGCUGCACCCCCCAACUGAUUCUACUCUCUAUCCCAUUGUUGUCCGCGUCUUUUCUUUUCAUUUUUCAACGUCUCAACAUUUCCAUCGACAUCCAUAUGUAUCCAAUGGGUUCAACAUCAACCUAACAAGUAAAUCGAA